Molecule: messenger RNA, 3048 nt
Organism: Hemisphaericaspora subhashii
Lineage: Eukaryota; Fungi; Ascomycota; Pichiomycetes; Serinales; Debaryomycetaceae
Gene: CDC68
Product: chromatin-remodeling protein
Exons: 1
Coding region: 1-3048 (1015 amino acids)
Biological process (GO): positive regulation of transcription elongation by RNA polymerase II; transcription elongation by RNA polymerase II
Cellular component (GO): FACT complex
Molecular function (GO): nucleosome binding
Source: RefSeq, a predicted model, not a curated record
AUGGCUGACGUUAAGAUAGAUUCAGGUGUAUUUCAUAAAAGAUUAUCAAUCUUGCAAAAGAACUUGAUUGCUGAGAAAAUCCCGCAAGCUUUGGUUAUAGUUGGUGCAAGAGAUGAUGAAAACACGUAUAAGAAAUCAACUGUGUUACAGAAUUGGUUAUUAGGUUAUGAAUUUGUUCAUACUGCCAUUUAUAUCACGUCUAAUAAAUGUAUUUUCAUCACUUCUGAAGGAAAAGCUAAAUAUUUACGGGGAUUAAUUACUGGAAAUGAAGAUAAAAUAGAAUUAUGGAUUAGAACAAAAGACGCUGAUAAAAAUAAACAAUUGUUUGUUGAUUUACUUAAUAAAUUAGAACAACAAGAAGGUGCUAACGGAGAAUAUGCCACGGUUUUAAAGGAUAAAUAUACUGGGAAAUUUGUUGAUGAAUGGAAUCAAGCUAUACAAGGUAAAGACUUGAAAGCUGUUGAUUUAAGCCUUGUGAUUUCUAAAUCAUUAGAAGUUAAAGAUUCUGAAGAAUUCAACAAUACUAAAAUUGCCAGUAAUGCAUCGGUUACUAUGAUGGAUAUUUUCACUGAUGAAAUGAUGAUUGUUGUUGAUGAAGAAAAGAAAAUCACCAAUUCAAAUUUAACUGAUUUAAUUGAAGAUAAAAUUGAAAAUAAUAAAUGGUAUAUUAAGAAUAAACUAGGUAAGAAAUUAUUACAACCAAUUAAAGAUUUCGAUCCAGAAUAUGUUGAAUGGUGUUAUUCUCCAAUCAUUCAAAGUGGUGGAGAUUAUGAUUUAAAACCAAGUGCAAUUUCCACCGAUUCUCAAUUAAUUGGGGAUGGUGUUAUUUUAGCUGGAAUCGGAUUAAGAUAUAAAUCUUAUUGUGCUAACAUUGCCAGAACUUUCUUAAUUGAAGGUUGGUUACUUUACCUUCUUUUAAUACUAAAGAAUAACUUUAAUGUUCUAGUAAUAGCUAAAACUUUAUUAAAAGAUGGGGUUGAAGCUAAUAAAUUGUAUCAAGGUGCGAUUGAUUUUAUUAAACAAGAAAAACCUCAUUUGGUUUCUCAUUUUACCAAAAACGCUGGUUGGUUAUUAGGUAUUGAAUUUAGAGAUUCAACAUUUAUUUUAAAUGCUAGAAAUGAAAGAAAAUUAACUAAUGGUCAAAUUAUAUCUUUAACUAUUGGUUUUAAUAAUUUAACCAAUUCAAAAGCAAAAUCUCCUAAAUUAAAAAAUUAUUCAUUAUUAUUAACUGAUACUUUUAAAGUUUCUGAAUCAGAACCAGUUUUAUUAACAACUUAUCCAAAACAAAAAUCGGAAAUUUCAUUUUAUUUCAAAGGUGAUGAAGAUAAUGAUACUAAAAAGAUUAAAGCUGAAGCUAAAAAUUUAGAAGAUAAAAAAGAACCAAUUAAUUCCAAAAUUUUAAAAUCAAAAUUAAGACAUGAAAAUAGUAAUGCUGAUGAUUCAAAUGCUGAAAAAAUUAGACAAGAAAUUCAAUCUAAAUUACAUGAAAAAAGAUUAAAAGAAGGUUUAGCUAGAUUUUCAAAAGCUGAUGCUACUGAUUCUUCAGAUAUUAAACCAGUAUUUAAGAAAUAUGAAUCUUAUGUUCGUGAAUCUCAAAUCUCAAAUAAUGUUCAAGAUUUAAAAAUCCACGUUGAUAUUAAGAAUCAAACUAUUAUCUUACCAAUUUUAGGUAGACCAGUUCCAUUCCAUAUUAAUUCAUACAAGAGUGGAUCACAAAACGAAGAAGGUGAUUUUACUUAUCUUAGAUUGAAUUUCAAUUCUGCUGGUGCUGGAGGUAAUUUUGCCAAAAGAACAGAAUUACCAUAUGAAGAUUCUCCUGAUAAUACCUUUUUAAGAUCAAUUACUCUUAGGUCAAGAGAUCGUCAAAGAAUGAUUGAUGUUUAUAAGGCAAUUCAAGAUAUGAAAAAGGAUAGUGUCAAGCGAGAACUGGAAAAGAAACAAAUGGCAGAUGUUGUCACUCAAGCAAAUUUAAUUGAAUUAAAAGGUUCAAGAAUGAAGAAAUUGGAUCAAGUUUAUAUUAGACCAACUCCAGAUACUAAAAAAUUAGGAGGAGUUUUACAAAUUCAUGAAAAUGGUAUCAGAUAUCAAUCAGGUUUCAAAUCAGAUCAAAAAGUUGAUAUUUUAUUUUCAAAUAUUAAGAAUUUAUUUUUCCAACCUUGUAAAGAUGAAUUAAUUGUUAUUAUUCAUUGUCAUUUGAAAAAUCCAAUUAUGAUUGGGAAAAAGAAAACCUUUGAUGUUCAAUUCUAUCGUGAAGCCAGUGAUAUGGCAUUUGAUGAAACUGGAGGUAGAAAGAGAAGAUAUAGAUAUGGUGAUGAAGAUGAAUUACAACAGGAACAAGAAGAAAGAAGAAGAAAAGCAUUAUUGGAUAAAGAAUUUAAAUCAUUUGCUGAAUUGAUUGCUGAAUCAAGUAAUGGAUUAAUUGAUUUAGAUAUUCCAUUUAGAGAAUUAGGGUUCCAAGGGGUUCCAUUCCGUUCAUCGGUUUUAUGUAUGCCUACUCGUGAUUGUUUAAUUCAAUUAAUCGAUCCUCCAUAUUUAGUCGUUAAUUUAGAAGAAAUUGAAAUUGCUCAUUUGGAAAGAGUUCAAUUUGGAUUAAAGAAUUUUGAUUUAGUUUUUGUUUUUAAGGAUUUUAGUAAACCAGUUGUUCAUAUUAAUACUAUUCCAAUGGAAUUAUUAGAAGAUGUGAAAUCUUGGCUUACAAAUGUUGAUAUUCCUUUAAGUGAAGGACAAAUGAAUUUGAAUUGGUUAACAAUUAUGAAAACCGUUCAAGCUGAUCCCUAUCAAUUUUUCGCUGAUGGUGGUUGGUCAUUCUUGACUGGUGAAGGUGAAUCAGGUGAAGAGGAAGAAAGUGAAGAAGAAUCAGAAUUCGAAGUCAGUGAUGAAGAUCCUGAAGAUGAAGAUGAAGAAGAAAGUGCCGAAGAUGAAGAUGAAGAUGAUUAUAGUGCAUCUGGAAGUGACAGUGAAGGCUCUUUUGAAGAAGAAAGUGAAGGUGAAGAUUGGGAUGAAAUGGAAAGAAAAGCAGAAAGAGAGGAUAAGAGAUUUAGAGACUAA